GGCUCUGCUCCAAGGGAAAGCUUUUGCUCCCGAGCCCUGGACUUUCACCUGGACUGUGCCCGGGCCCAGCACUCUCCUCACCUGAACUCCUGGAAGAGCCGCAGAGACAGGCAACGGAGUGCAGGGAAGGCAGGGAGUGCCGAGCAUGGAUGCCCUGAGCUCCGUGGCCUCCCACCCCGUCUGGUUUGCCUGCGCCUUGGCCCUGUCCACGGCGCUCUGGGUGCGCAAGAAGAGGAGGUGGGCUCCGGGUACCUGCCCCGUGGAUCUGAGCGGCAAGACGGCCAUCGUCACCGGGGCCAACAGCGGGAUCGGGAAGUACGUGGCCCUGGACCUGGCACGCAGGAACGCACACACCGUCCUGGCCUGCCGCAGCUUGGAGCGGGGCCGAGCCGCCUUGGAGGAGAUCCGCCGGGCCACAGGGAACCCCCGGGUGGAGCUGCGCCUGCUGGACACCAGCUCCAUGGCCUCGGUGCGGGACUUCGCCCAGAAGUUCUUGGAGAAGAACAAGCGGCUGGACAUCCUGGUCAACAACGCCGGAGCCUCAGGUUUGCCGCAUACCAUCACCGUCGAGGGCUUGGAGCUGUCCUUCGCCACCAACGUUCUUGGCCCCUUCCUUCUCACCAACCUUUUGCUAGAUGCAUUGAAGGCCUCGGCCCCUGCACGCAUCGUCAAUGUAUCAUCCUCCAUGCAUUACUGGGGCUCUGUGGAUGUCAGGUGCCUUACUGGAGAGGAGCGGAUGAAGAGCAGCAGCCAGGUCUACAACAGCACCAAGCUCAUGAACGUGAUCUUCACAACCGAGCUGCACCGGAGGCUGAGAGGGACAGUGUCGGUCAAUGCGCUCCAUCCCGGCAUCGUUAAGACGGAGAUCAUGCGCUACUACAGCUGGUGGGCCCGCCUGCUCUUCAACAUGUGUUCUUUUUUUCUCAAGACACCAAAAGAAGGAGCGACCAGCACCAUCUACUGUGCCGUCUCCCAGCAAGUGGAGGGCAUUUCUGGGAAGUACUUUGACAGCGACUGCAGCCUGGCCGUGCCCUUGCCCUUGGCGGAGGACCCGGCCAUCGGGCAGAAGUUCUGGGAGGCUGCAGAGAGGCUGACGGGCCUGGGAGGGGGCGGGGAGAAGCUUGGGGGGAAUAAGUGAUCACCCCAAUAUCACAAAACUCUGGAAAGCCAGCAGGCUGCUCCAAGGUCUGCCAUGAGUUGCCAUUCUGCCCCAUGAAGGAGAGGCAGCAUCGUGCCCCUUGGAUCCACUGGGUGGGUUUGUUUUCUGUGUCUCCAUGUCCAUGUACGCCACCCUAAGGCAAAUCUAUCAAGGGGUUUCUUGCCACGAAUGGCACCCAGCCAGCGCUCAAGAACAGAGCCUGCUUGUUGAAAAGGCAGCAUUUCAUGUCUUAUUAUAGGCAACACACAGACUCCGUAUCCCGAAAUAUUUCUUUCUUUGUUGCUUAGACAAGCCCUUCGACAAGUCAAGCCAAACACAGAGACAAGGCUGAUACAAAAAGACUUUAUUCAAGAAUACAUAAAAGUUUUUUACAAAAAUAUAUUCAUAUAAAUUUUA
This is a messenger RNA of Anolis carolinensis (green anole), 1555 nucleotides long. RefSeq names its product retinol dehydrogenase 13. Lineage: Eukaryota; Metazoa; Chordata; Lepidosauria; Squamata; Anolidae. The record is from RefSeq and is a predicted model, not a curated record. The transcript is spliced from 6 exons. Bases 146 to 1138 code for a protein of 330 amino acids.